This is a messenger RNA of Colletotrichum chrysophilum, 951 nucleotides long. RefSeq lists its product as uncharacterized. NCBI's taxonomy places the organism in Eukaryota, Fungi, Ascomycota, Sordariomycetes, Glomerellales, Glomerellaceae. The transcript has 3 exons. The coding region runs from base 1 to 951 and encodes 316 amino acids. The record is from RefSeq and is a predicted model, not a curated record.
AUGUCAUCCCAAGCACUGCGUGGCGCCCAUCGCUUGACAAAGACCAAGCAUGUCUUUGGUCACCACACUAUCCCCCUCGAGUGCGACGUCUACUCGGCCGAGGACUACCCCGCUACCUCACCCGUCUUCCUGUACUUCCAUCUAGUCACCGGCUCCAGAUCUUGUGUACCACCAUGGCUUGCACAGGCGAAAGCUUCAGGCUUGCUUGAGGAUGCUCGAGCAGCAUACAAAUUCGCGCGACACUUAGCCGCGUCCAGCAAUGCUGUCGAACGAAAGGUCAUUGCCGGCGGAGGGAGCGCUGGGUUCUUCAUGGCCUCUCUGACCGCCCACCACUUCACACCGUCCCCCAUUGCACUGCUCUCAGUCACCGGUAUCACCACCUUCCGCCAUCGCUUCUUCGACUCUUCAGUCUUGCUCACGCCAGAGCCCAUCGCUGAAUCGCAAAUGUCGCACCAUCUUGCGGCAGCCGUCUCUGUGGGAACCACAUCGGCCAACAACCCCCAAGUCUUUCAUCUCGACAAGCUCUUGCCUGACGGGACCAAGAACGCCAACUUUGAUGUCACCACGGCCCCUAUCACAGAAGAUGACAACACCGAUGAGUUUCCCCGCGGGUGUCUCUACGAUUACUACUUGUAUAGGAACGAGUUCCCUGGGCUCGUCGGAGAUAUUGACCCGGGAUAUGAAUGGGCCAAAGCAGCAAGUGCUAAAGACAAGGUCGCAGCUUGGCCACUGACGACCAUAAUCCAAGGCAACUCAGACGAGGACGUCGAUCUCGCCGUCAGUACUCACAUGGUUGGAUGUCUGGGAGAAGACAAGGCCAAACUGUUUCUCGCCGAAGGCCAGCCGCACCGAUACGAAGCCACCAGGUUUCUCGAGGAUGACGUCGACGGGAUGGACGCAGUAAGGCAAGCCGUCUCGAACCUCGAGGCCGACGUUGCUCGUGUGGCCUAG